GGUAUAAAGGCUCAGGGUCAGCCCCCAGCCUGGGCACUGUCAGCAGCUCCCAGCGACAGCCACCGACCCCCAAGCCAGCCAGCCACCCCGCUCAACCAUGUCUAUCCAGAAGAUCCAUGCCCGUGAGAUCCUUGACUCUCGGGGGAACCCAACAGUGGAGGUCGAUUUGCACACCGGCAAGGGCCGCUUCAGGGCUGCUGUGCCCAGCGGUGCCUCCACCGGCAUCUACGAGGCCCUGGAGCUCCGGGAUGGCGACAAGGCCAGGUACCUGGGCAAAGGAGUGUUGAAAGCUGUGGAACACAUCAACAAGACCAUCGCCCCCGCCCUGAUUGAAAAGAAGCUGAGUGUUAUUGAACAGGAGAAAAUCGACAAGGUCAUGAUUGACUUGGAUGGAACAGAGAACAAAUCGAAGUUCGGGGCCAACGCCAUCUUGGGGGUCUCCCUUGCUGUUUGCAAGGCUGGGGCGGCUGAGAAAGGGGUCCCCCUCUACCGCCACAUUGCAGACCUGGCUGGGAACAAGGAGCUCAUCCUUCCAGUGCCCGCCUUCAACGUGAUCAAUGGGGGCUCCCAUGCCGGGAACAAGCUGGCCAUGCAAGAGUUCAUGAUCCUGCCCGUGGGGGCAAGCACCUUCAAGGAGGCCAUGAGGAUCGGGGCCGAAGUCUAUCACAACCUGAAGGCUGUCAUCAAGAGCAAGUACGGCAAGGAUGCGACCAAUGUCGGGGAUGAGGGUGGCUUUGCCCCCAACAUUCUGGAGAAUAAUGAAGCCUUGGAGCUGUUGAAGAGUGCCAUCGAGAAGGCUGGCUACCCUGACAAAGUGGUCAUAGGCAUGGAUGUGGCGGCCUCUGAAUUCUUCCGCAAAGGCAAAUACGACCUGGAUUUCAAGUCCCCCGAUGACCCAAACCGUUACAUCUCCGGCGAGAAACUGGGAGAGCUUUACCAGAGCUUCAUCAAGAACUAUCCUGUUGUUUCCAUUGAGGACCCCUUUGACCAGGACGACUGGGAGACCUGGACAAAGUUCCUGACCCAGGUGCAGAUCCAGAUUGUGGGAGAUGACUUGACAGUCACCAACCCCAAGCGCAUCCAGCAGGCCGUGGAGAAGAAGGCGUGCAACUGUCUCCUACUCAAGGUCAACCAGAUCGGCUCCGUCACCGAGUCCAUCCAGGCCUGCAAACUGGCCCAGAGCAAUGGCUGGGGGGUCAUGGUGAGCCACCGUUCUGGGGAGACAGAAGACACCUUCAUCGCUGACCUAGUUGUGGGGCUCUGCACAGGGCAGAUCAAGACUGGAGCCCCCUGCCGGUCAGAGCGUCUGGCCAAGUACAACCAGCUGAUGAGGAUCGAAGAACAGCUGGGAGACCAAGCACACUUCGCCGGGCGCAAAUUCCGCCACCCUCUGGCCAAGUAAAAGAAGCUUCUGGCCCACAGCCCCACCCCGGGGGCAGAGUGCUCCAGGGAGUCCCCCCUCCCCCCUCCUGGAAUGUGGCCCUGCUUUGCACCCAAAAGGCUGCCACAGUCAACAUCAGCAGCUGCCGCCGCCACCAGAGCUGGCUGGAUUUCAUCCUCUUUCCAGUUCAGGGUCUUCUGUGAACCCAGCUGCAGCACAGCUGUGGAGCCUCUCCACCCCCACUGGGGCCCCAAAUAAAAAGGCCGUUGUGCAAGAGCAA
This is a messenger RNA of Rhineura floridana, 1661 nucleotides long. It is a transcript of the gene ENO3, whose product is annotated as enolase 3. Gene Ontology annotation, cellular component: phosphopyruvate hydratase complex. Gene Ontology annotation, molecular function: phosphopyruvate hydratase activity; magnesium ion binding. The record is from RefSeq and is a predicted model, not a curated record. Gene Ontology annotation, biological process: glycolytic process. The transcript is spliced from 12 exons. Lineage: Eukaryota; Metazoa; Chordata; Lepidosauria; Squamata; Rhineuridae. The coding region runs from base 98 to 1402 and encodes 434 amino acids.